Molecule: messenger RNA, 2227 nt
Organism: Antrostomus carolinensis (chuck-will's-widow)
Lineage: Eukaryota; Metazoa; Chordata; Aves; Caprimulgiformes; Caprimulgidae
Gene: SREBF2
Product: sterol regulatory element binding transcription factor 2
Exons: 13
Biological process (GO): positive regulation of cholesterol storage; positive regulation of transcription by RNA polymerase II
Cellular component (GO): nucleus
Molecular function (GO): DNA-binding transcription factor activity, RNA polymerase II-specific; RNA polymerase II cis-regulatory region sequence-specific DNA binding; protein dimerization activity
Source: RefSeq, a predicted model, not a curated record
CCUCCAGCCCCUCCGCGGUCAGCCCCUCUCCUUCAGCCCCGACCCCCGCUCCAGCCUCAGCUCCAGCAGCAGGCCGUGAUGAUUACGCCAACAUUCAGCUCUGCUCCCCCGACCAGGAUUAUCCAGCAGCCCGUCAUCUACCAGAACGCGGCCACGAGUUUCCAAGUUCUCCAGCCUCAAGUCCAGAGCCUGGUGACGACCUCCCAGGUUCAGCCAGUUACCAUCCAGCAGCAAGUGCAGACUGUGCAGGCCCAGCGAGUGCUAACGCAGGCUGCCAACGGCACCAUCCAGACGUUAACACCAGCCACAGUCCAGACGGUCGCUGCACCGCAGGUCCAGCAAGUUCCAGUUCUGGUCCAACCUCAGAUCAUAAAAACAGACUCCCUUGUCUUGACAACCCUGAAAACGGACGGUAAUCCUGUUAUGGCCGCAGUACAGAACCCAGCGCUGACAGCACUCACUGCUCCCAUUCAGACCACAGCUCUGCAGACCCUCGUUGGGAGCAAUGGGACCAUUUUGACCACAAUGCCAGUGAUGGUGGGACAAGAAAAGGUGCCUAUCAAACAAGUUCCUGGGGGUGUCAAGCAACCAGAACCACCUAAAGAAGGAGAGAGGAGAACAACUCACAACAUCAUUGAAAAGCGUUACCGGUCAUCUAUAAAUGACAAGAUCAUUGAGCUGAAGGACCUUGUCAUGGGGACAGAUGCCAAGAUGCACAAGUCUGGAGUCCUGCGAAAAGCCAUUGAUUACAUUAAAUACCUACAGCAGGCCAACCAUAAGCUGAGGCAGGAGAACAUGGUUCUGAAGCUGGCAAACCAAAAGAACAAGCUGUUGAAGGGCAUUGACCUCAGCAGUCUGGUUGACAAUGAUGUGGAUCUGAAGAUAGAUGACUUCAACCAGAAUGUGCUGCUGAUGUCUCCUCCAGCCUCUGACUCGGGAUCCCAGGCUGGCUUCUCUCCCUAUUCCAUUGACUCGGAGCCAGGAAGCCCGCUCCUUGAUGAUGCAAAGGUUAAAGAUGAGCCUGACUCUCCUCCUGUGGCCCUUGGUAUGGUGGAUCGCUCUCGAAUACUCCUCUGCGCUCUCACAUUCCUUUGCCUUUCCUUCAAUCCUCUGACAUCCCUCCUGGAUGCCCGAGGAACCCCCGAGUCCGACAGCCUGGUGCGCCACGGCUCUGGCAGGAACGUGCUGACUGUUGAGUCAGAUGCAGGUGGUUGGUUCGGCUGGAUGAUGCCCACACUGAUCCUGUGGCUCGUGAAUGGAGUGAUUGUGCUGAGCGUGUUCAUAAAGCUCCUUGUGCAUGGAGAGCCGGUGACCCGGCUGCACUCAAGAUCAUCAGUCACAUUCUGGAGGCAUCGCAAGCAAGCAGACCUGGACUUGGCACGGGGGGAUUUUGCUGCAGCUGCGUCAAACCUGCAGACUUGCUUGUCGGUACUCGGCCGAGCACUGCCGGCUUCCCGCCUGGACUUGGCCUGCAGCCUGUCCUGGAACGUGAUCCGCUACAGCCUGCAGAAGCUGGCGCUGGUGCGGUGGCUGCUGAAGAGGACUUCUCAUCAGUGGAGGGCGAGGGAGGCCACUGCAGGCUUUGAGGACGAGGCCAAGACCAGCGCUCGGGAUGCGGCUCUAGCAUAUCACAAGCUCCAUCAGCUCCACAUAACGGGUAAACUUCCCUCCAGCUCAGCUUACUCAGGUUUGCACAUGGCCCUGUGUGCUGUGAAUCUGGCAGAGUGUGCAGAAGAAAAGAUCCCAGCCAGCACAAUGGCAGAAAUCCACCUGACGGCUGCGGUUGGCUUGAAAACUCGCUGUGGAGGCAAGCUUGGCUUCCUGGCGAGCUACUUUCUAAGCCAAGCUCAAAGCCUGUGCAGCUCAGAGCGGAGCGCCAUUCCUGACUCAUUGCGUUGGCUGUGCCAUCCCCUGGGACAGAAGUUUUUUGUGGAGCGAAGCUGGACAGUGAAGUCUGCUGCAAAGGAGAGUCUGUACUGCACACAAAGGAAUCCUGCGGAUCCCAUUGCACAAGUUCAUCAGGCAUUUUGUGAGAACCUGCUAGAGCGAGCAGUGGAUUCACUUGUGAAACCUCAGACUAGGAAGGAGAUAGCGGGACAAGAGGAGGAGGAGCCAUGCGAGUUCUCCGGUGCCAUAGAGUACCUGAAACUGCUCAACUCUUUCUUGGACUCAAUGGGAAGUGGAGCCCCACCCUUUGCCAGCAGUUCUGUACUCAGGUCCACCCUGG